GCAGGCGCGCCGACUGCUGGGAGCUUUGGUUGGGGUGGUGGGGCUAGUGCCGGUUGCCGUGUCCUGCUCCCUUUGACGCCCCCCUAGCGCGAAUAGCCGUCGCCAUGUCGUCGGUGAGCCCUAUCCAGAUCCCCAGCCGCCUCCCGCUGCUGCUCACCCACGAGGGCGUGCUGCUGCCCGGCUCCACCAUGCGCACCAGCGUGGACUCGGCCCGCAACCUGCAGCUGGUGCGGAGCCGCCUGCUCAAGGGCACGUCGUUGCAGAGUACUAUCCUGGGGGUCAUCCCCAACACGCCCGACCCGGCCAGCGACGCGCAGGACCUGCCGCCGCUGCACAGGAUUGGGACGGCUGCCCUGGCGGUUCAGGUUGUAGGCAGCAACUGGCCCAAGCCCCACUAUACUUUGCUGAUUACAGGCCUGUGCCGUUUCCAGAUUGUGCAGGUCUUGAAGGAGAAGCCAUAUCCUGUUGCUGAAGUGGAACAGUUGGACCGGCUUGAGGAAUUUCCCAACACCUGUAAAACUAGGGAGGAGCUAGGAGAACUAUCAGAACAGUUUUACAAAUAUGCAGUACAGUUGGUGGAAAUGUUGGAUAUGUCUGUCCCUGCAGUUGCUAAAUUGAGACGCCUUUUAGAUAGUCUUCCAAGGGAAGCAUUACCAGACAUUCUGACCUCAAUUAUUCGAACAAGCAACAAAGAGAAGCUCCAGAUUUUAGAUGCUGUGAGUCUAGAGGAGCGGUUCAAGAUGACCAUACCGCUGCUUGUCAGACAAAUUGAAGGCCUGAAAUUGCUUCAGAAAACCAGAAAACACAAGCAAGAUGAUGAUAAGAGGGUUAUAGCAAUACGUCCUAUUAGAAGGAUUACACACAUCCCAGGUGCCUUAGAAGAUGAGGAUGAGGAUGAAGAUCAUGAUGACAUUGUCAUGCUAGAGAAAAAAAUACGAACAUCCAGUAUGCCAGAGCAGGCCCACAAAGUCUGUGUCAAAGAGAUAAAAAGACUCAAAAAAAUGCCUCAGUCGAUGCCAGAAUAUGCUCUGACUAGAAAUUAUUUAGAACUUAUGGUGGAACUUCCUUGGAACAAAAGUACAACUGACCGUCUGGACAUUCGAGCAGCCCGGAUUCUUCUGGAUAAUGAUCACUAUGCUAUGGAAAAAUUGAAGAAAAGAGUGCUGGAAUACCUGGCUGUCAGACAGCUGAAAAACAACCUGAAGGGCCCCAUUCUUUGCUUUGUUGGCCCUCCUGGAGUUGGUAAAACAAGUGUGGGAAGAUCAGUGGCCAAGACUCUUGGUCGAGAGUUCCACAGGAUUGCACUUGGAGGAGUGUGUGAUCAGUCCGACAUUCGAGGACACAGGCGUACCUACGUUGGCAGUAUGCCUGGUCGUAUAAUCAAUGGCUUGAAGACUGUUGGGGUUAACAAUCCAGUGUUCCUAUUAGAUGAGGUGGACAAACUAGGAAAAAGUCUGCAGGGUGAUCCUGCAGCAGCUCUGCUUGAGGUGUUGGAUCCUGAACAAAACCAUAACUUCACAGAUCAUUAUCUAAAUGUGGCCUUUGACCUUUCCCAAGUUCUUUUUAUAGCUACUGCCAACACAACUGCUACUAUUCCACCUGCCUUGUUGGACAGAAUGGAGAUCAUUCAGGUCCCAGGGUAUACACAAGAAGAGAAGGUCGAGAUUGCCCACAGGCACUUGAUCCCAAAGCAGCUGGAACAGCAUGGGCUGACUCCUCAGCAGAUUCAGAUCCCACAGGUUACUACUCUUGACAUCAUCACCAGGUAUACCAGAGAGGCAGGGGUUCGCUCUCUGGAUAGGAAGUUUGGAGCCAUUUGCCGAGCUGUUGCUGUGAAGGUGGCAGAAGGACAACAUAAAGAAGCCAAGUUGGACCAUUCUGAUGUGGCUGAGGGAGAAGGUUGUAAAGAACACAUCUUAGAAGAUGCAAAACCUGAAUCUAUCAAUGACACUACGGACUUAGCCCUACCACCCGAAAUGCCGAUUUUGAUUGAUUUCCAUGCUCUGAAAGACAUCCUUGGGCCCCCAAUGUAUGAAAUGGAGGUGAUCAUUCUCAUUUCCUUUGUUGAUACCCACCAAUUUAUUCUGAUAGUUGCUUCAUGGAUUGGGAGAGAGGUAGAACCGGGUGGUUUGGGAGGCUGAAUUUUGUCCACAGAUUGGAAACUUAUUUUCUCUAUGGUAGUGAAUUUUAGUGCUUUAUGUGAUAAUAAGGCUUUUUUAGAGAGCCAGGGACCUUGUCCAUAUGCUCUUCUGGAAACUCGAUCUGAGCUCAUUCUCUGCCUUCUAGUUCCAUUUUAUGAACAGUGUCUGACUUUCCUCCUUAGAAAUUCUAUAUUCCUAUUAAUUCCUAAUUAAGGAUUUUUUUGUGUGUGCUAUCAAAGGCUUGGGAGACAAAGGUAGGCAAACAGACUAGUACAGAAUAUCUGAAAACAUGAGCCUAGCGUUAGCUUCAGACCCAGAUGGUAUCUUUGUCCAGACCCAGAUGGUAUCUUUCAAAUAUCUGUCAUUUCAUUGUUAAUAAGUUUUAAGUUUCUUUUAGGUCAGAGCCACGAGCCCUAUUUCCAUCUUUUUUCCUAACUGUCCCUCACAGCGGAGUGUCCAGUCAGAAAGGCCUGAGCCCUAAGACUGAGUUGAGGCAGCUGGAUGGAGAGGUAUUGAAUCUAUGCCUACUGAGGGAUUUUAAUACAUUUCAGAGGAUUCUUAUGUGAGCUUAAUUUAUGGGUCAGUUACUAGAAAAGAAUUUUAUUAUACUACUGAACAUAGCAUCUUUCUUCAGAAGCUUUACCAUCACUUCCUCCUUUCAGUUUAAGGAAAAACAAGAUUUUCAGGAGAAUAAAUCUGAUAAAUUAUGCAGAAGAUAAUCUCUUCAUCUGAUUUUUAAAAUCACGAGUAGAUAAGGUUUUCCUCAAGUCUUAAAACUGAGGAAAGGAAAAAUAGUCCCCAAACCCAUCUUGUUUAUCUGUUUAAACUCUGAGCUGCAUUAAAGCUAAUGAGCCUCUCUGUAAAACUCUGUUACAAGAAUAGAAAUUUGUACUCUCAACAGUAAAUCUGGUCUUGAACAGUCGAAUCAGAGGCAAAUUGGGUAUUUGAAUUCUUCAGUUAUCAUGGAUUUAAAUUUUGAAAUGUUGUAAGAAAUGGAGCAAAACUUUCUUUGGUGGAGAAAGUGAACAAAACCUGCUUUUCUGUUCUGAGAGAAUGCAGUUGCCUUGAAAGUAAAGAUGCAAACAGGUUCUGACUCCUGCAUUUCCAGUGGGCUUUUUUCUCUAAGCUUUCUGGAACAGUACGUUCCAGCAGUCCUUUGGGAAUUUAAACUAGAGCAACAGAUAAAAACAAAAUAUCAAUAUGUGUUUCUGUUGCAUAUACCCUUCUCUCCUGGCCAUUUCUGCUAUUAGGUUUGGAAGCAUUGUUGACAUUCUUGGAGCUUUGACCAAAAAAAAGAGGAAAAGAACAGAAAUGAGAAAUGUCACAAAUACUGUUCAGCAGCUCUAGAGAAACUCAUUUUAUUUCCCCUUGGGCAUCUGAGCACUUUCACCAACAUGAAUCUGAAAGGUAGAGUCCAGUGGCCAUUUUGCCUUUAUAAAUAGCAUCUUAGAAUGGUAGGUCUGGUACUUGGGAGUUUGGGACAUUUCGUUCAUCUUUUCCACACUUGAGAGACUUCACCCUGUAGCCUGGGGUUUCUGUCUGCUUCUAGUGGUCUGAUGACCUUCAGCUCCAAACUUCUUAAUAAGCCUUGCCUGAGCUUUUGCAUCUCCAAGAUUAAGAUUUAUGGAACAUCUCUUUGUUGUCCCUGAGGGCCAUGACUGUGCUGGGAGUCUUCCAUUUUACACCAGGGAAGAAGUCUGAAGAGAUCAAAUGAGAUUAAAUCCAUAAGGUACAAAUGGCAAAGUCAGUAUUCAGACUCCGACCAGCUGAUGGCAAGUCUAGUAUUCUUUCUGCUCUUCUUCAAUACUGUGUCAGACCAAGCUAAUUCCUGCCCUUCUCUGCUAAAAGAGAAUGGCUUGAAGUAUGGCAGUUCCAAAAAAAAACGCCAUCUGCUCUACGUCAGAUUUUUGUUUAUAUUCUUACCAAAUGUAGUGCUGUGUUUUGGAAUGGGAGAGGUUGGGAUGGGUUUCUUGGCUACUUUUUGUGUAUAUCUGUUAGGUAUCAGGCACCACAGAAGACCCUCUCACAAGUAAGACAUCUUUGAAUCCUCAGUUAUGGCCUCUUUCCAAGAACAGAUGAGGAAACAGGCUUAGAGUGUUUAAAUAACUUGCAAGAAGACACAUCUUUUGCCAGAACUGAGAUUUGGUUCAGGCCUGACUCCAGAGGUGUGAUCUGUCUCUCACGUGAGAGAGAUGGAGCACCAGCACCUUGGUUCUCACAGGGGAUUCACAGUGGCCAGUCUUUGUCGCUCUUCAUGCACUCCCAGGUAAAAAGUCUGCAGAGACAUUACACUAAGAAUGUUGGAGUAUGUGUAGAGGUGAUCCCACAGUGUUAUAAGGCACCUUUUUUGGUUUAAAUGCCUAUGUUCUCCAUAAAGAUAAAAGUCUAGGGUCUGUCAUUUUCUUCUAGAGUUUCAUUCAUUCAGUGAAUAGUCAUUAAGGCGCUGCUGGCAAAUACGGUAGUGAACAGGCAGGAUUCAGUCUCUCCUUUCAUGAUACUUUCAUAGCAAAAAUGAACAGGUUAACACAUAAUUCCAGGUUGAGGGUGGUGCUGUAAGGAAGGCACACAGGCAGGACUGACGUCAGGGCCACUGCUCCAGCACCAUUGGAGGCUCAUUUUAUAGGUAGACUCGGGCUUGCUGGUGGAUGAUGGACAGGGAACAAAGGAAACAGUCAUCAGGUGGGAGCAACAGGAUCUUCGGAUGGUGGUGCCAUCUACUGAGGCGGGAAAGACAGGCAUGGAGGGCAAGGGCUGGUGCUCCGUUGUGAACAUGUUAAGUGUGAAAUGUCCGAGGCACAGGAAAGGCGACGUGUGGACAUGCAGGCCUGUCCCUCAGAGGAGAGGUCUAAGGUGGAGGUAUAAAUUAAAGAACUGUCAGAAAAGAGAGGAUAUUUAAAGUCCCAGAAAUGUUGAGGUCACCAGAGGGAAAAGUGUACCUAGAAAAAAGCAAGUAGCCUUGGGGCAGGCCCUAAAGAUGCCAACAGUUAGGGUCAUGGAGAAGAAGAGGAGCCCUGGGGGGAAAGAAAAGUUCGGAAGUAACAGGCAGGUAAGAGGGAAAUAGGUUUUAUGCUGCCAUGAAAACAAAGGAGCAUGGCAAACAAACAAACCCUCAUGAAGGAGGGGACAUCCAAAUGUGUUUGCUGUUUGUGUAUUAGCUUUGACAUGGAAGUCCAUGACCUCGAAAGAGGCGGUCCACAGGGAGUGGUGGGCAUGGUCGAUUUGGGAGUGUGUUGGACAAAGAGUGGGAGGUGACAGGAAAGUGGAUUAGUGUGUGGGCAACUCUUUUCAGAAGCUGUGAAUGAUUGCAGAGAAAUGAGGUGGCUCAAAGGGAGUGUGGAGGCCACAAGAAGAAUGUUUCCAAACGGAGCCCUGUUUGCUGAUAACAGCGAUCCCGUAGAGAGAGUAGGAUGGAUGUUGCUAGAGGGUUAGCAGGUACAGAGUCUUUGGGAAGGUGAGCUGGGGGUGGGACCGAGAGUGAAGGGCAGGAAAUGGCAUGUGUGUGAUGAGGAUCCCUUUGUGGGGGUAAUGAGGAAAGGGGCACAAAUAGUGAGUCCCUCACAAGAAAAUGGUUAUAAUGUUGGAACACAGGUUCAUUUGUCACACAAGGAGAGAACUGAAGCUAGGACAGAGCAAGUGUAUGAUGUGAAGGUGGCAGAAGCAAUGGUCUCGAGGACAAGCGAACUAGAAGGAGAAGAAAACGAUCAGGGAUGGCAGGGUUAAAAUUCAGAUUUCAGAGGUGGUGUGGUAUCUGUUAGUGAUAAGGGCCCAGAGGAGAGUGGCUGAGUUACAGUGAGGAAACCGUUGUUGGAACUGGGGAGGUGUUCAGAGAACACAGAAUCCAGGAAGCAGAAGAGCAUCAGCUGUUUUCUGAGGACACCGUAGGUGAUAGCCAGAGGUGGAUGCUAGCACGACAUAGAUGAUGGCAGGAUGCGGGGUGGUGAGGAAGAAUAGUGUUUGAAAGCAGAAAAUGGGGAGAAGGGAAUGAAUGUGGGAAAGCCAGCUGCAGUAAACAGGGGUUUAGGAGAAGGAAGGAGGAAGAAGGUCUGAGAGGAGCAGGGAGGCCUGUCCCUCACCUGGUGAUGAGCCCAGCCUCCCCGAGUGUGAUGUGUUCAUCUGACACAGGGGGUAAUUGUAUGUAUGUGUUUGGGUGGAUUUUAGAAUUUGGUGAGCUAAUGUAUAUAAAACACCCACAUAGUGCCUGGUACAUGCUAAAAAAACAAUGCUAGUUCCUGCAACCACUGCACUCUGUAAAAACUAACAGGACCAUCCCCAAUCACCAAAAAAACACAUAUAUUUUAAAAAGAAGGUUGUUUUUACUGUUUUUGUAGUCCUGAUUUUAUACCUGCAAUUAAUAGUCUUAUACCGCCCCUAACUACUUACUCUCAUCAAAGAGAAUCUGCAAAAAUAUGUUACUACCAAAGGUGUGACCAACCUAAGAAACGAACAGUGAGGGAGAAAGUAAGAUGGCACAUUUUAACUAACAGUUAACAUUCCUUUAGAAUUCCCUACACAGGUGGGAAAAUGAGUUCUGGGAACUUAGUCUAGAUUUCAAACUUAGGGACAGUAUCAUAGUCACCUUUUCCAAUACAAGGAAAUUUCCUAGAGAAACAAGUUCAAUUAAACGCACUUUUAAAAAGGAAAGGAAAGAUCUCCCUGCACUGGAAGAAAAGGUGCGAAGGAGCAGGCAUGGGUGCAGGUGUCGGCAGCAGCCUAGGCGGCCUGCAUGCCAUUGUGCUGACACGGGGCACGCUACUUUAGAGUCCUUCCUCAGAAGCACGGGCUGGGCCACAUCGAGGUACAGAAUCAAAUCACAGCUAUUUAAUCUUAUUUAAUCUGGUCAGUUAGGAGAUUGCCAUUAAUAACAGCUCAGUUGUAAUUACUCUUACUGGUUACAUGAAUACCCUGGGGACGGGACAGGGAAUGAGAAUCCUACAAUUUUCAUUUGCACCCCAGUGAAAGCAGGAGAGGCCUCCACAUCACUGGGUACAUAUCCUACCUGGCCAGUCUUGCAGUUGACUAAAUAUCUCUGGGGGGUGACAGUCUUAAACUCUCAGAUUGUAAAUGUAGUGACACAGAAGAACAGGUAAGCUCUAGUCUUUAUGGUAAAUUUAAUUUUCAGCCUCAGAAAACUAGUCAUCUGUGCCUUAAGUGUCUACGUUCUGUCCAUCCUGCUAGUCCUGAGAUUGUGUUAGAUAUCUGAAUAUUACUGACUCUGUUCAUAUUUUGUAUUAAAGCCUCAGUAUUGGCUUCCUGCAGUGGUGUACAAAAAGUCCGUAUCUGAAGGUCAUUUAAAAAAUAAUAUUAAAGGAAAGAAGAUAGACAUGCAGAUUUUUUAAAACAUCUUGAAUAGAAUGCAUCCAAAGGUGAAUUCCAGGAGAUUCCAUCAGCUUAUCUUUCAAACAGACAAAAUCAGGUGCUAGAAAUGGGCAGAGUGUAAACACUAAUGAAAUGCCCAAAAGAAUCGCGGUGGUAAAUUACUUCUCGGUUCCACAACAUUUAAACAUGCUGUUUACUACAGCACCAAUGCUGCACACGAGGCCUGGCCCAGCGCCCACCACAGAUGGGUUAUGCCGAGAAAAGGCUAUACUGACGGGCUCUGAAAGCAGCCAGCUCUCUGCAGUGUGGCAUCAGGCCAGACGGGGGCUAUUUAACAUGGUUUUGAGAGCGGACAGUCAUGGACCCCAGCCACUCUCCAAAGCAAACGGGAUCUGACCUUCCCUUUUGUAAACGCAACGGAAACCAAUUUACAAGGAGAAAAAUCAAAUAUUCAUGAACUGCAGGCUUAGGAUCUCAAUACAAAGACUUUAAAGAAGUUGGCAGAUGGGUAGCUGCUGUGGUGACGGCCCUGCGGGAGCAGAAACGCUCUCUGAGUUCUGAGAGAAACCAGUCGACAGUGUGUCACUGCUUAACCAUCCUGCACGUGGACCACCACCCUCUGGGGGCUCGGGUUGUGCAUUCAGUGUGGUACUGAGUUUGCCCCUGGAAAGGAGGCCCCUGGAAUUAUCCAGUCAUUGACACCUGUUGGCCUCUCUGUUAUGAUAGCUUCCUGGCCCUUCUCUGCCCAGCAAACUCUUACUCAUAUUUUAAGACUCUGCUCAGCCUCUUCCAUAACCUUGUCCCAGCUCCCAGACAGGGAUUCCUGCCUCUUCAAGGCUCUGUAGAUGAAAGCACUCGGUAGGUCUUCUGUCAUCCUCUCUCGGUGCUGGAGUAGAAUUGUGCCUUCAUCUAAUGUCCUCAAGUAGUCUGUCAGUUCUAAGAGGUAUUCACUUUGAUAUCCUGCCCCUUCAGUCUGUAAUGGAGCCUAGCUCAGGAUGCUCUGUAAAGCACUGUUGAAUGAAUGUAAAACUCUUGAUCCCUCUCAUGAGGCUGCAGUAGUAAAUAAGGUAAUAAAGCUGUGAGCGUUUAUCUGGGCUUGGAACAGUCACAAAGAAUUGUACAUAUUUACUGUUUCAAUCAAUUAUCACUCUUUCUGGUUAAUCAAGGGGGAUUAACAGUGGGAAAUUGGCCAUGAUUAGUACUCAAGUGCUCCUUAAACACUCCUGUCCAUUGAGCUGUUAAGAAUGCAACCAUUCAUUAGGUUUUUCAUUAAAUAUUUUCAACACUUCUUCAAUCUGCAUAUUUAGAUGAUUGAUUUACAUGAUUGCACAAUUAUUACAGAAGAAAUUGAUCAUUUUUGUUGAACAAGAUGUAGUUAACAGAUCAGGAUAAUGGAAGCACAAAAAUAUACAGGUGGGAAAUUGAAUGACAGAAGUGAACUUGAGAUGCUCGUGUUCCACUUUGACAUCUGGGGGGGGGGGGAAGCAUUCUCCACUUCAAGCAGAGGCUCGUCUUGGCUAAUAUAACUGAUGAUUCCACAGACUACUAAUGGAGUUAGAAAGUAAUAGAAAAGUACUGAUAAACAUAGUUUUGAAAUUAUUGUGUCAAA
Molecule: messenger RNA, 9066 nt
Organism: Panthera uncia (snow leopard)
Lineage: Eukaryota; Metazoa; Chordata; Mammalia; Carnivora; Felidae
Product: lon protease homolog 2, peroxisomal
Exons: 12
Coding region: 105-2141 (678 amino acids)
Biological process (GO): protein targeting to peroxisome; protein catabolic process; protein processing
Cellular component (GO): peroxisomal matrix
Molecular function (GO): ATP-dependent peptidase activity; ATP hydrolysis activity; serine-type endopeptidase activity
Source: RefSeq, a predicted model, not a curated record